GGCCUUUUCUUCGCCCCAAGUGUGUUGCUUUGCUCUGUGUGUGUACAGGCCUGUGAGGUCGACUGCGUCGCUCACAAGAACGGGAAGCAAACAGACGAGGUACCACGAGAUGGAGGCAUGAGCGUGCGUGACGAUGGGCAGUGCGUAUACGCACUUAUUCGCUCUCUCGCGACGUGUGUGUUCGUUUUGGUCUGUGUGCUGCUGCAGGAAUACGCAGGAAUACGUGUGCGAGCGUGCGCGAGUGGAAGCUGCCGCGUGUUCUUGAGGGUGGGGGUCGUGGGUCUUGGCGCAUGAACGCACGAGUUCUUGUGUGGGUGUGCGUGUGUGUGUGUGUGUGUGUGUGUGUUGUAUAUGCGUUAUAUGUAUUCAGGUGGCAGCCUGAUCAUGACCCCAUCUUCCUUCAUCUUCCUUCGCGCGUCUUUGGAUGCGUCACGGUGUUGCUGAUCUGACGCACGGACGUAUCCAAGAUACCGGCCGACGUCGCGGGAUGUGAUUGCCUGGACGAGUAAAGAGCUUGCGAGUGCGGGUGUUGGACCCGAUGCCGUCCCGGGCACACUGGGCGAGCUGCGGCCGAUGGACCGGUUGGCCUUCGGGGCCUUGCGGCAGUUGGCGGCGGCGGGCAAGAUCAAGAUCAAGAAUCCGAGGAGCAUAGUGUGCCUGCUGAUGACAUGGAGGAGCUGCUGACAGCCGUGGGUGGGGAGAGGGCUGUCGAGAGCGUGGAUGUCAAGGUGCGCGGGAAGGGGCGGGAGCUGCCGUGGGGCGAGGACGCUGAGGCCAUCCCGACCCAUCACACAGAUGUCUGUCGAGCUUACCGGUGGGUGGGAUGGUGGAGGUGACAGACACAAACAAUUACGGGCCGACAAAUCGUUACAUGCUUCCUCAUCCAUCCAUAUCCCUUAUGUGUGUGCAGUGCCGGAUGAUGCGAGUGCCGCCUCGUUUGUCCACCGGAGCCUGGCAUCGAUGGUCAACAACGUCCGCGGCCUGCAGACGGUCACCAUCCAAGUCGGCUGCCUCGACGGCUUUGUCGAGCAGAUGAAGGCCCUGUGCCCCACGCACACCAUCGGCAACUUCGCCAUCGAGUUGGGAAUGGCCGGCACUGUCAACGCACACCUCAAGACUUGGUGA
This is a messenger RNA of Vitrella brassicaformis, 1125 nucleotides long. Lineage: Eukaryota; Vitrellaceae. The record is from the annotation of a GenBank genome assembly.